AUGCCAAGAAUUCCAAAAAAUCUAGAACAAAUGAUUGUUAUUCGAUGUUGGCUAGAACAACUUUUAAAUUGUGCUUUUGAAAAUGCUCACAAUAUUAUAUUUAAUCCACAAAUGAUUGAUUUAUUAUUUGGUAACGACAAAACAAUUCUUAAACAAUUUCACGUUCAAAGCUUCUAUUUAGAAGCUAGGAAUAAUACAAUCGAAAAUUUUUUGAAAUUUGGUCUAAAUCGUUUCGCAAUCUAUAAGGAUUUUACAAUCGUCUUUAGAGACGACAUUUCAAAGCAAAAUGAGGAUAUUUUAUUCAAUAUUAUAAUAAAUGAAGGCAAUAAAUUACCUCAAGUUUGCUUCGGUGAUUUUGAUUCUUUCAGGCUUUAUGAUCUUAUUGUUGAAGUAAGUUAUCAAGCAGUGGUUGGAAGCUCGUACCAAAAUUUGUACUAG
This is a messenger RNA of Meloidogyne enterolobii, 438 nucleotides long. The record is from the annotation of a GenBank genome assembly. NCBI's taxonomy places the organism in Eukaryota, Metazoa, Nematoda, Chromadorea, Rhabditida, Meloidogynidae.